This is a messenger RNA of Gossypium raimondii (Peruvian cotton), 2589 nucleotides long. Its product is annotated as cation/H(+) antiporter 23, chloroplastic. Gene Ontology annotation, cellular component: membrane; endomembrane system. The record is from RefSeq and is a predicted model, not a curated record. Bases 72 to 2519 code for a protein of 815 amino acids. The transcript has 3 exons. NCBI's taxonomy places the organism in Eukaryota, Viridiplantae, Streptophyta, Magnoliopsida, Malvales, Malvaceae. Gene Ontology annotation, biological process: regulation of pH; proton transmembrane transport. Gene Ontology annotation, molecular function: antiporter activity.
AAUUUUUUUUUUCUAGGGCAGCUCGUUGGCUGCUAAAUUUUUAUUUUUGCAUCGUCGCCGGCGUCAACAACAUGAACGCCUCCGACGAUCACUACAUCAUAAAGAAAACAGAUAAUCUCAUCGAAGCAUGUUAUUACAUAAAAAAGAACGGCCAUGAUCCUUUAUGGCGAGAUCAUAGCUCUUUGAAUACUUCCCUUCCUUUCUUGUUAACCCAGCUUUUCGUCGUCCUUUUUGUUGAUCGGAUUCUCUUGCUCAUCCUCAAAUACUUACGUCAGCCUCCGAUCGUGGCUCACAUCCUCUGUGGGGUGUUGUUAGGCCCCACGAUGCUGUCCAGGACCUCAUUCUCGAGAAAGUACAUCUUCCCUCACAAAACAAUAUUGGUGUUAGAGACAUUUGCCAACUUGGCGUUGACAUAUUACAUGUUUUUGGUUGGGUUAGAGAUGGAAUUUACACUUAUCAUGCAUGCCGGAUCUCAGGUAGUAAGUAUCGCCGCCGCCGGGAUUAUUUUCCCACUGCUUUUCGGUUUCGGCUUAUAUUUUAUAGCCGUAACAAAAUCCGACCAUUUCGACAGUAGGGGUUCAAUGUUUUGGGCCAUCGCGUUAACAGCAACCAACUUCCCGGACCUAACAAAAAUCCUCGCCGAUCUCAAGCUCCUCCGUACAAACAUCGGUAAAAUAGCUAUGUGUUCCGCCAUUAUCAGCGAUAUAUUCACAUGGUUCCUCCUUAUAAUGGCAAUAUCAAUCUUCAACGGCCAAAAAUACAACGCUGUACUCUCUACCGGCAUUUUCAUCCUCAUAUCUAUAUUCGCUCUCCGUCCCACCGUCGCUUGGCUAAUCGAUCGUACCUCGAGAGGCGAAAUCAUUAGUGACACCCAUGUUUGGUUCAUUAUGGCCGGGAUUUUGCUCUGUGGGUUGGCAACCGAUGCUUGUGGUUCACAUUCUAUUGUGGGUGCUUUCAUGUUUGGAGCUAUUUUGCCACACGAUGACUCUGUUAGAACCAAGAUUUUAGAGAGGCUUCAGGAUGUCGUCACCGGAUUAUUGAUGCCUUUGUUCUUUUUGAUCUGUGGAUUACGGUCUGACUUGAGGUAUAUGUUUGAAAAUACACCAUGGGAGAUGGUAUUGAUUGUUAUUGUCAUGUCUUGGGUUGCAAAGGUUGCUAGCGUGUUCUUUAUUUCAUUGCAUUACAAGAUGUCGACAAUGGACGGUCUCGUUCUGGGUUUGCUUAUGAAUACUAAAGGUGUGUUGGCUCUCAUCGUCCUCAAUACGGGCCGAAACAUAAAGGCUCUAAACAACCAGUCAUUUCCAUUGAUGGUUCUUACGCUACUGGUAAUGUCAUGUUUAAUAGAACCCAUAAUCGCAUUAGCCAACAAGUCGACGAAGAAAAUCACGAGACACAUGAAUCGGAGCAUCAAAGGAUCGGAACCAGACACGGAGAUACGUAUCCUUGCUUGUGUCCAUUCCAUGCGUAAUGUAAUGGGAACCAUUAGUGUCCUUCACCUUUCUAAUGGCACCAAUGAUUCAUCACUCUCCGUCUUCGCUAUCCAUCUAAUUGAACUAUCGAAACGAUCCACAACCACGAUGCUCAUCGUGCACGACGAUAAGAACCAUGACGAAGGUCGGUAUAAUAACCAGUCGAAAAACGAAACGGCUAAUAUCAUCCGUGCGUUCGAGAAUUUGGAGAAAACCAACAACGCGGUGGCGGUCCAAACGAUGUCGGUUAUAUCGCCUUACGCUACCAUGCAUGUUGAUAUAUGUAGCUUAGCUGAGGAUAAAAGUGUUAACCUUAUAAUAUUACCGUUCCAUAAGGAAGUGAAAGGUGAUGGUAGGAUGGGGAAUGGGAACUCGAAUUUCGCUAAUGUUAACAUGAACGUGUUGACGAAUGCGCCAUGUUCGGUGGCGAUGAUAGUCGACCGUGGCAUGGGGUCGAAAAUGUUCGACUCACAAGAGAAAUUCCCCGGUAACUUUGCUCGACAAAUCGCGAUGUUAUUUAUCGGUGGACCUGACGACCGAGAGGCAUUGGCUUACGCAUGGAGGAUGGCUAGUCACCCUGAUGUUUGUUUAACGGUGGCUAGGUUUGUCGCGGGUGAACAAGCAAUGGAUUUAAGCCAUGACGUUAGUGUCAACCGUGAACGACGGAUCGACGAUGAACAUAUAGAAGAUUUCAAAGACAAGUUGAUGAGAAAUAUCGGUAUAAAUUAUACAGAAAUGGUUGUUCACAAUGGAGAAGAAAUAAUAGCAGCUAUCAGAUCAUUGGGUGAAGACUUUUUUGAUUUGUACAUAAUAGGAAGACGACAAGGGGAAAUAUCUCCGGUGACUGAAGGACUGUCGGACUGGGGAAGUUGCCCGGAAUUAGGGUCAAUCGGCGAUACUUUAGUAUCGUCGAACUUUGCGUUGCAUUCAUCGGUGUUGGUGGUGCAACACUACGUUUCUACAGAUGCGAUUCACGAGAUGGCCGAUGGUUCUUCGACUUGUUCUUUAGGGGUGGGGACGAAGCAUGAUGUUCAAAGAUAUGAUUUUUAAAGUCAACGAUAUAUAUUUUUUUCUUUAUUUAUUUGCUUCGAAUGAAAUGAAAUGCCGAAGUUUUCAUUAA